AUGACCAACAUUUCCAAUGUCGGGCCAUCAAAACACUUUGUAUAUUUACCGACAAUCGCGACUCCCAAUACAAAACGGGCAUUGAGUGCUGAUCCUGUGGAUAUACUUCUCGGUGAACAUUCACAACCUCAUCAGCGUAAGCGUGAAUGCCUUGAUCACUUGACGCACGAGCAGAAGUUGAAUCGAAGGAAAAUGAAGAACAGGAUUGCUGCACAGACCGCUAGAGAUAGGAAAAAGUUCCGAAGCCAACGUCUGGAAGACGUGGUUCGUGAACUUUUGGAGCAAAACGAGUCGUUGAAGCAGGAGAAUGAGCUACUUCGAAUCGCGAACGAUGAUUUAAGCAAGCAGAAUAGAAGUCUCAUGGCUAGAAUCAGUUCUCCGACCGAUGACGUUACGUGCCGGAUAGAGUCGGAGCAACCAGUGAUUUACGAGGAAGUGCCCUACGAGAUGUUGGAGAAUAGCGGGAAAGCCGUUGAAUCAGCCGCAUUCAUUAGUGGACCCCUGCCGAGGGUACAGGUGAUCCCACUAUAUCUCCUACUACAUCUUGCAGUCAGUGUCCUGUCGGCGGUCUGCUCCAGUCAGACGAACUCGAGAAAAUACUCAGCGAUUUCUCCGAUGAGGUACGAACGAAUGGGCUAG
Molecule: messenger RNA, 639 nt
Organism: Angiostrongylus costaricensis
Lineage: Eukaryota; Metazoa; Nematoda; Chromadorea; Rhabditida; Metastrongylidae
Source: the annotation of a GenBank genome assembly